Molecule: messenger RNA, 3072 nt
Organism: Coregonus clupeaformis (lake whitefish)
Lineage: Eukaryota; Metazoa; Chordata; Actinopteri; Salmoniformes; Salmonidae
Product: forkhead box protein I1-ema-like
Exons: 2
Coding region: 285-1448 (387 amino acids)
Biological process (GO): regulation of transcription by RNA polymerase II; cell differentiation; anatomical structure morphogenesis
Molecular function (GO): RNA polymerase II cis-regulatory region sequence-specific DNA binding; DNA-binding transcription factor activity, RNA polymerase II-specific
Source: RefSeq, a predicted model, not a curated record
AGGCAGGCAGGCAGGCAGGCAGGCAGACAGACAUAGAGAGAAAGAGAGACCUCAGGGGCAUAACUCAGACACUGAAACAGUCAUCACCUUCCAAGGACCAGAACAAUACAAAUGGAAAUAUAGGCUAAUUCAAACUUUAAAAGAUCAACUUUCAGAUAUCCUGACACCAGGAAAGGACUGAGGACUAUUCAUACCUGUCCCCAAGGAGAGGAUAAGGACAGCCCAAGGACAGACGCACAGCAGCAUCAGGAGGAGGUGACAGAGAGACUACAGACUAACUGACCAUGGCAUCAUUCGAACCUCCGGGCCAGUCUCCUCCUUGCUGUGGCCCACAGUUCCCCAGCCUGGGCCAGGAACCUCCAGAACUCAGCAUGUACAGUGACUGCUACUACCCUCCUCCAUCGCUCCCCAGCCCCCAGCGCACCACCCCCACCUCCUACGACUACAGCACCUCGUCCCCCAAUCCUUACCCGUGGUUCAACGGAUCCGGCAUCAACGCUCCCCCAUACCUGGCCACCGCCGGGCCCCCAGGUAACCCUGGGCCCCCCUUCGUCCCCCAGCACUACGGGAUGCAGAGGCCCUACCUGGGGCCCGGCAGGGCGGGGGGCCCUGGGGGGGAGCUGGGUUGGUUCUCUCUGCCCUCACAGGAAGACCUGAUGAAGCUGGUCCGCCCGCCCUACUCCUACUCCGCCCUCAUCGCCAUGGCAAUCCACGGCGCCCCGGGGCGGCGGCUGACCCUGAGUCAGAUCUACCAAUACGUGGCUAAUAACUUCCCCUUCUACAACAAGAGCAAGGCCGGCUGGCAGAACUCCAUCAGGCACAACCUGUCACUCAACGACUGCUUUAAGAAGGUCCCCAGAGAUGAGGAUGACCCUGGUAAGGGUAACUACUGGACACUAGACCCAAACUGUGAGAAGAUGUUUGACAACGGAAACUUUCGUCGUAAAAGGAAGAGGAAGUCUGAAUCGCUGUCUGGAGGAGAGGGGGGGUCAGGGGGGCCGGAGUCAGGUGACCCCAACAACCGGGGGAGCCCCCAACCCCCCAGCAACCACGGGAUCGACAUGUCUCCCACGCCAGAGAGAAUCCCCUCCCCUUCCUCCUCAGGUCCCGCUCCUUGCCUGAGCAGCUUCCUGUCUGAGAUGUCUGGAGUGGUGUCUGGUGGAGCCAAUGAGAUCGUAGGAGAUUCGCUGAACCGGGCCCUGCCCAUAACCCUUACCCUGGACGGGACCCAGAGGCCUACACAGCCUGGGGGUUUUAGUAGUUACUCCCCCAGCUCAGGUCCUUCGGAGUGGGCCUCCCAGCUGCCGCCUCCCCCUGGCCUGUCUUCCUCGCCCACCCACUCUUCCCUUGGUUACAGCAGCCCCAUCCUCAGCCAGUUCAAUGGGCAUUUCUGCCCUGGCUUGGGCUCAGCAAGCAUCCUAUACCCACGGGAAGGCACAGAGGUCUGAACAGACUGAUAGAGGGAGAUAGAGGGAUGGCCAGAAGUUAGCUAGAGGUCUAAAGACACUAAAGAAAGAAGGAGAGUGAGAAAGAGAGACACGUUUCUACCUGAGACUGAACUGAACCCUCUGCUGACACACACACACACACACACACACACACAAACACACACACACACACACACAAACACACACACACACACACAAACACACACACACACACUCAGUAGUCAGUUAGUGCUGACAGGGCAGGACUCAGUUGCGUGUGACAGCAGGAUGAGCAGAGCCUGGUUCCCACGGAAACAGCCGAGUCAGCCAUGAUGAUGCUUCACACACACACACACACACCUGUUUAAGCAUCUAUAAUUGCUGACUGUCAUGGGUGACAGUUUUAAUUUGUAUAUAUUUUUAUUUAACGUGUUUGUUUUAUUGUUUAUAUAUGUUAUUUUAAUGUUUGUGUAUGUGUUUUUAUCUCUGAGUGCUUGGGUCUAACAUAUUUGUUCAACAUUGUAGAAUAUUGUUUUGCGAUGGAUGGCUCAGACCUGGGUUGAAAUAUAUGUGUUUUGUUAUUUGAAUACUUUUUUCUGUGUAUUUUCAAAUACACAGCUCAAAACAAGUAUUUUUAUUUGAGUAUUUUAAUGGUUAUUUGUAAAAAACUAAUAGUUGACCACAUUUAAUUUGAAAGUAUUUUCAAAUAUUUAUUUAAAAUACUAUUUUUUAAAUAUCUGGGUUAAAUGCAUGGGAGUGUAUUUGAGUCAGUUUAUUUGAGUAUUUCCAAAUAAAUUCCAAUAUUCAACAACUUGUUUUUUCAAAUAAAUUUGAUAUGAAUAUUUAUUUUGAACUGUAUUGAAAAGUGUUUGAAAUACCUGAAAUAGUAUUUGAACCCAGGUCUGGUAUGACUUAUACCAACAUUGGUCUGAUGUUUGUUUUUGAUAAGAAUAAUAAAAUACAGAGAAACGUUCUCUGAGGUGUAAUCUUCUUACUCUUUUUAACUCUGAAAAAGCCUGCCUAGCUAGUGUUGUAGGGGAGUUAUCUGUCCAAACAAAUCUUUGUGAAAGAUGGUUAAUGGUCUCAAACCUUCAGUGAAAAAUGACCCUCCUAAAAAACACAGGUAGGACAGAAACAGUCCUGUCAGAGAAACGAUGACCAGUGAACCAGGGAAACCUGCUUGUCAGAGUAACUUGAUCCUACGGUAUGAUAAGGAUAUACUGAUGGGUGGAUGGUUAGAUGAAGCCUGGAGGGUUAACUGACUGUUGUAAAACGGUGAGAAUCCCCAUACCUCACCCCUCUCUCUUCUCUCUACUCUCACACAAUAACUCACCCCUUUUCUCCAAGUCCUGCUGACUGGACAAGACUGGGAUUUAGGGAAGGAGAGAAGGAGGGAGUUUAUGGAGGUAAAAUAGUGACUUAAUUAUACAAGCUUGUAAAGUAUGAUUUGCACUUGUAAAAUAUGAGUUGCACCUGUAUACUGAGUUUUGUAGUUGAAAGAAAUAUUUGCAAACAUGUAACUUCUGUUGAGAAUAAAUGCAACUCGCAAGCAGGUAAUGUGAUGGGUGAAUAAAUACAACACGUUCAAACAUGUAAAUUGAUAUGUAAACAAAUUUAAGAAGAUUUGCACGCAACUACAUUUGAG